CCCUAAAACAAAAUUUAAACCCUCGUUUUUAACCACCAUCUCUGUACUCUCUCUCUCUGUACUCUCUCUCCCUGUACUCUCUCUCUCUAAAGUAGUACAUUUUCCCGGAGUCGAAACACCCCCAUUGCGCGAAAUCAGCUCGCCCCCUUCUUGAUCCCCCCACAAAUGGAUUCGCGGGAAGUUCCGCAGCAACAGCCGCCACACCCGCCUCAGCAUCCGAACAUGAUGGUCGGCUUGCCUUCCUAUCCCACAUCCAUGCCCACCGCCGGCAUAAACCCUAAUUCGGGCUCCAUGAUGGGCGGCCCUAACCCGGGACGGUUCCCUUUCAACGCGGUGGCCCAGCAGCAGCAGCCCACGUCGAAACCGCAGAUGGAUUCUUUGAGCCCCAGUCCCUACGAUGGAGCGUUGAGGCCCUGCGGCAGCGGCGGAGGGUUCAACAUCGACUCUUCUUCGGCUUCAGCUGCCAAGAAGAAGAGAGGGCGGCCCAGGAAGUACUCGCCUGACGGCAACAUUGCUUUGGGAUUGACGCCCACGCAGAUUCCUUCUUCGGCUUCGGCCGCGGCUGGGACCCAUGGAGAGUCUAGUGGCACGAUGUCUUCAGAUCCUCCGGCCAAGAAGAACCGGGGGAGGCCCCCUGGUUCGGGCAAGAAGCAGUUGGACGCAUUGGGAGCUGGCGGAGUUGGAUUCACGCCUCAUGUUAUUAUGGUGCAAGCUGGCGAGGAUAUAGCAGCAAAGGUUAUGGCCUUUUCACAGCAGGGACCACGCACAGUUUGUAUUCUCUCUGCAAAUGGUGCCACCUGCAAUGUUACCCUUCGCCAGCCAGCAAUGUCUGGUGGUACUGUCACAUAUGAGGGUCGAUACGAGAUUAUUUCUCUGUCAGGUUCCUACUUGUUUUCUGAAAAUAAUGGGAAUCGCAGCAGAAGUGGUGGUUUGAGUGUAUCCUUGGCAGGGUCUGAUGGUCAAGUUUUGGGAGGUGGAGUUGCUGGCAUGCUUAUGGCAGCAUCACCAGUACAGGUGAUUGUGGGUAGUUUCAUUGCUGACGGGAAAAAAUCCAACUCCAACUUGGUAAAAUCGGGAACUUCCUCUCCCCUAGCAUCACAAAUGCUGAACUUUGGUGCGCCAAUGACAGCAGCGAGCCCAUCCUCACAAGGAGGAGGGUCAAGCGAGUCAUCUGACGAGAAUGGAAGCAGUCCUCUCAACAACAGCAACAGGGGACCUGUGCUCUACAGUAAUGCUAAUCAACCCCCUAAUAUGCAGAUGUAUCAGUUAUGGGGUCAAGCUCAACAGUGAGGAAAUUUAAGAAGAUGAUGAUGCUUCCCAGCCGGUUUACCAGUACAGCGACCACAUUUGACUCACUGCGUUGUAAUUUCAAAUGCCGAUUGACAUCCUUCACUCUCCAAAACAACUCCGAGUCCGAGGGGGUUAUCUUAGUUCUAGAUUAUUGAGCUUUUUUUUUUUUUCUUCUUCCUCGUCUUCACUCUUCAUAUGAUUGAACCAUGGCUAUUGCUGAUAGCUGAGAAUACGCCGCCUGUUCUUUAGGUUCUCAUGAGUUGCAAAUUGCAUUUUAAUUAUGACCA
Molecule: messenger RNA, 1577 nt
Organism: Pyrus x bretschneideri (Chinese white pear)
Lineage: Eukaryota; Viridiplantae; Streptophyta; Magnoliopsida; Rosales; Rosaceae
Product: AT-hook motif nuclear-localized protein 8-like
Exons: 5
Coding region: 166-1290 (374 amino acids)
Molecular function (GO): minor groove of adenine-thymine-rich DNA binding
Source: RefSeq, a predicted model, not a curated record